Molecule: messenger RNA, 7707 nt
Organism: Numida meleagris (helmeted guineafowl)
Lineage: Eukaryota; Metazoa; Chordata; Aves; Galliformes; Numididae
Product: E3 ubiquitin-protein ligase TRIM62-like
Exons: 7
Coding region: 5769-7400 (543 amino acids)
Molecular function (GO): zinc ion binding
Source: RefSeq, a predicted model, not a curated record
CAAGCUCCAACAGUUGCACUUAUCCAUUCGAGAAAAACAAAAAAAAACAAAAAAAACCAAAAAACCAAAAAAACCACAACAAAACCAGCACAACGGUUUGCUAUUUUGGCAUAGCUUUCUGGUAAGCCAACUUCUUCUCAUGUACCUUGUAGCUUCAAUGCCUGCUCUCCCUAUCAGACGAAACCAGACGGCGUUAUCUGCUGCAGCGGGCACAGCAUGUCCUGUGGGAGGGAGAGAGGCCAGUGACUGGCUGUUGUGCACGGGGACAGCCUCUGAUGCUGACCUUGCAGGCCGGCGUCUGCCCAGCGAGGGCAGCAUCUUCAGCAUCUUCUGAACGCCCGCCCUUGAGCAGGGCUGGCCGUGCUCAGAGCUGCUGGCUCUGCAGAGGAACUCAGUGCUGGCACUGCGAGGUCCCGGCCAGAGCUCUGGAGCCCGCACUCAGCCCAGCGUGUGCAUUUGGCCCCUCAGCAUUUCUCCAUCCCGGCUUGCUGGCCAGAUCUGACAAGUGUCUUUACAGGGAGGACAGGGGAAAGGUCUGGUUUAUUUGCCUCCUGCCAGGGACCUCUGCCUGCUUACCCAGUGUCACCGAGCUCUGCCGGCAGCUGCUGCCUGUCUCGCCUGCACGCGAUCCCCAGCUCGCUGUUCCUCACCCUGCCAAGCUUUGCUCUCUGUGUACACCACCUGUGGAUGCUGUCUUCUGUGCUCACUAUGAGCCUUUAGGGGCCAGUGGAGAGCUUGCUCUACAUGCUGCCCAUUGUGGGUACCACAAUCCGUUCCCUCUUUCUCUCCCCCUCAGUCGUUGGCUGGAUACAUUUUAGUUUGUCAUACACCAUCUCUACCUCCAAGUACCUCUUCAAACUCACGCUUGGAUCCCUCACACUUCUCAGCAGCCUCCUGCAGGUAAGAAGUUACCAUUUCCCAACCAAUCCCACUCCUCAGAUGCCCACUCCGCUGCUGGGUGGGGGUGAGGGUGUCCAGCUGCCACGUCUCAGGCUCUUGCUGCCUGCAUGGCACAGUGGGCUAUGCCUGGCGUUGGCUGAGCAGACCCUUGGGGAGCCGUGCAGCAGGAGCACAUCUGCCCUGGGUGAGCCACAAUGGCUCAGCAGCAGCUGCAAUGGGUGAGGUGCGGGCAUGCGCCCUUGCAAAUGUGCUGGGGCUCUCCACUUGUCUGAGCAUCUCUGCUUCCCUUUCAGUUCGACACUCACAAGGACCCCACAUGUGCUGAGCACCGAAGAAAUGGCAGCCGGGUGCGGAGCAGAGCCGUGCGGGGAGCUGCCCUCUGCCAGCCUGCGGGGCAGCGCAGGGAUCUCCCCACUGCCUUCACAGCAGCGAUCACUUUAGAAGGAAACCAUCCCCACUGCAGCAGUGCACAUGUGCCCUGGAUGUAUCCUGCCAAAAAAGGAGCACGAGAUGCCGCGGGCUCUCGGCAGUACCCUGCAGCAUGGAGGAUGCCCAUGCAGAACCUACUGGAGAAGGGCACAGAGAGGAACUGGAUUUACCUGUAGCCUGCCACACUCCGUCCAUGAUUUGCAUGUGCUCGUGUUGAUUCGUGUCACAAGGAGUCUUCAUUUCAGCGGGUUUGCAAAAUAUCAGCAUCUGCUCGGAGAGAGGCAGGGCAAGGAUUCGGCUCACUACUGCUAAAUGGGCGAACUCCUGGGUGAAAGCCCGUGUUCUCAUCACCAACAUCUCCAUCCCUCACUGCGAGCCGCCCAUUCCAGGUCCAGGCAGGAACUGAGCUGUCCAAGGAGAACAGAGAACUCGUGCUUCCUAUAGGGGGGAAGACACUGCGGCACCGAAGCGCCCGGUGCAGAAGCGUUCCCCCCGCGGCCAGCCCGGCUCCGCGUGGUACACGUGGCUGUUCUGAGGGACACGCAAGACACAGGGACGGGCUGUCACUGCCAUGCCAAGGGGAACAGAAGCCAAAGGGAAGAAUUGAAAAGCCUGUUUGGCUGAGGCAGCACAUCACUGUGCCACGCGGGCCACCACGCAGACAGCCCAGGAGAUAUCAGCAGAUUAUUUACAGUGGUCAUUACCUGCAGCUUCCAGCACCUUCUGGCUGUCCAAACUCCUGAAGGAAAUUAGGGAGAUUAAUUCUUUCUUCACUGAAAAGAUUAAUAACUCUUAUUAAUCGAGGGUAAGAAAAACAAGAUUUCAGGGCAGUACUGAAAAAAUAAACUACAGACCCUACGGAGGAGCAAAAAAUAAUGAUAAGGGACCGUGAGUGCUUGGGAAUGAGACGAGUACAGAAGUGGGCCAAGGUCACAAGAAAACACUGGGGAGCAGGCAGUGGGCAGCGAGCUGAUAAGGAGCCUGCAGUCUGAUACGGAGGGAAGAGUUGCACCUGUCCCCAGCAGCUGCAAUGCGUGAAACAGGACUGGGAGGUGAAUAUCAUCAGGAAGAGGUUUGUAUGAUAAAUUCCUGCAAAAUAAAUAACUAUUGCUCCUCUGGGCAUUUAGCCAAGCACAACACACUUGCCUGGACACUGGCUCAGGAGUCUUGGUUAAAGCAAUAUGUGUUUAACAAGUCCUUGGGCAUCCAGGAGCAGAUGAGAGCAGCUCAGGAACACCAGCCCCUGCAGACAGGUUGCAGCACGGGCUGGGCUGUGCCACCAGGGGCUCACAGGGACAGGGACAGUUUGUGCUGCAACACUGCUACUGACUGUGGCCAACAGCUUCUUGGAAGACAAGAAGGGGAGAGCCUUGACUUUUUCAGCCAGCUAUGGGCUACGUGGAGAAACAAAACUAGGAAGCAGAAAGGGAAAGCAUGUGACGGAAGGGUAAUUUCUGCACAUGUGUAAAUCAAAGCAAUUAAAAGCAGCUGGAAACAAGUGCUAACAUCAUUUCCAGCUUUAGAAUAGAGUUGGUUGGAAGGUCCCUUUUUCUCCUAAACCUAAUUUUAUUCUUUUUGUAGAGAGAAAGUUGUAGCAAAACACCAAGAGAUCAUGGGCCAUUACAGCUUUUUAAAGCAGAAGGUCAAUCUAGCUUCAAAUUUGCUGCUCCAUUCCCUGAGAUACUUCUUCCUCUUACUUCUCUCCUCUUUAAGAGAAGCCAGUGACUGCCUGUUGUGCACAGGGACAGCUUCUGACGCUGACCUUGGCUGGCUGGCACCUGCCCAACGAGGGCAGCAUCUUCAGCAUUUUCUGAAUGCCUGACCUUGAGCAGCAUCCCUCUCAAAGGAUCUGUCAGCUCCAUGUCGGAGCCCCGAGGAUGGCUGUGUGAUGGAGCAAAAGUGUGGUUUGAAAAUGUCUUUGGUGCUGCCCUGUUGUAUGAGCCACGUUUGCUGAGGUAACCUCAGAAGUGCCAAGGGGAACGGUGCAUGAAUGUGGGAGCCAGGUGCUCGCCUCCAGAGUGGAGGAGUGCUGUUAGUGGGAAGGGAGAAGCUAUUGGUGAGAGGAGCAGAGAGCAACUGCUUCAGUGAGAUAAAGGCAGAGAGGGAACAAAUACUGCAGGAGCUUCACAGUGCUGUCAUGCUGCAGCGCUGCCCUGUGCCUGCAGCUACUGCUGUGGGCAGAGCUGUGCAUCACAAAUGUGCCCGUGGGCUCAAAGCAUUGAGGCUGGGGUGCUGGGAAAUGCAGCUCCACUCCCUGUGACGCUUCUUCUUCUUUCCCAUCUCCAAGAGAAACCCUGAAACAGAGAAAUCCCCUUGUCCUUAUUGGGGACUUCAACUUGCCAGGUGUUAGAACACUGCACAGCUGAUACAGGCAGGUCCAGGAGAUUCCUAAAACAUUUUGAUGACAAAUUCCUGGUGCGGGUACUAUGGGAGCUGACAAGGAAACCUGCCCUCCUAGACCUGCUGCUUGUGAACGGAGAAGGUCUAGUGGAUGAAGUGGUGAUCAGUGGCCUUCUUGGCCAUAGUGACCAUGAAGAAUUUAAAAUCUUUGGAAAACUGCCACCAAAACCUCAACAGAGAGAGCAGAUUUCAAUCUUCUCAGGCAACUAAUUAGUAAAGUUCUCUAAGAAACUGUUUUUGAAGGCAUUGGGGUCCAUCAGUGAUGGUCACUUUUUAAGUACCACCUCCUCAGAGCACAGACAAUUCCAAAACGUUGGAAGUCAAGCAAGAGGGGUAGAAGGCCGGCUUGGCUGAACAGGGAUCUUCUUCUGGAGCUUAGGCAGAAAGUAUAUGGCCACUGGAAGCAAGGACAGGUGUCAGGAGAAGACUAUGGGGAUGCUGUUCACCUGUUUGGGGAGAAAAUUUGUGUGGCCAAAGCUCAGUUAGAGUUGAAGCUGGCCAUUACUGUGGGGGACAAAAAAAAGGUUUUUUUUUUACAAAACAUUAACAACAAAAGGAGGAGCAGAGAGAACACUGUUUCUGUACUUGAUGAGAAUAGUUGUCUUACAAACAGGGACAUAGACAAAGCAAAGAUGUUUAAUGUUUUCUUUGCCUCUGUCUUCAACACUGAUGAUGGGCUCUGGCACCCCAGGUGUGCUGAGUUAGAGGACUAUCUGUGGUAAUGAUCAAAUCCCAGAUAACCUCAAUUUUGUGCAGGAUUUGCUGCUCCAUCUGGAUGUAUAUAAGCCCGUGGGAUUCAUCCCAGGGUCAGAGAGGUUCAGAGAGCUGGCUGGUGUCAUUGCAACUCUCUCUCUGUUAUUUUUCAAUGGUCUUUGGAAUCUAGAGAAGUCUCAGGUGACGGGAAGCUGCCAAACAUUCCAAUUUUGAAGAAGGGAAAGAAAGAAGACCCUGUUAGUUACAGGCCUGUCAGUCUCACUUCAGUGCCUGGUAAAAUUAUGGACAAAAUUCUGCUUGGAGUUACUGAACACCUGAAGGACAAUGUGGUCAUUGGUCACAGCCAACGUGGGUUCCUAAGGGAAAGGUCCUCUUUAACUAACUUAAUUUCCUUGUCUGAUAAGGCAACCAUCUACAUGACCAAAGGAAGCCACCAGAUGUUACCUGUUUGGAUUUCAGUAAAGCUUUUGAUACUGUUUCUCACAGAAACCUUCUGGACCAGCUGUCCAGCAUACAGCUAGAUGAAAACAUCAGGGUCCCUUCCAACUCUGGAUAUUCCACAUACGAUAUCUGUAUGAUUCCAUCCUCUGUGCAUGUCCUGUUCUUCUCCUCGUUCUCAUAUCUGUUCCAGGGCCUUUCAGCAUGGCUGUAGGAGCAGAGGAGGAGCAGCUCAGCCCCAGGCAUUGCCACCUGUCAGCAUCAGACCACCAGAGCUGGGUACAGCCAGAAAUGCAGAGAGAACAGAGAGAAGCAGCUCUUACAACAGUACAAAUAAGGUGCUUCCAUCCUCCUCUCUCUCCUGCUCCUGAAAUGACAGUUUCCUCCUUCCAGGAGGAACAAAAGUCUAAUUCAAAUAUGAAGGGAAGCUGAGAACCUGGGCAGUGCUAGAGUAGGAAGAAAGUGGACGUGAGGCCGUGCUUUAAGGAUGGAGGACCCCCAGACGUUAUCUCAAUAAAUUUCUACAAGAGGACGGGCAGAAAGGAAAGGGAAACCAGGUACAGACAGAAGCCGAGGGCUGCGCUUCUCAGCCGCCGCUCUUCCCGUUCAAGGAGGGCUGCCUACUGGCUGCGCCGCGCUCCCCCGGGGGGAACCUCCGAUGGGGAACGUGCAACCCCCGGGGAACGUGCAACCCCCGCAGCGCGCAGGGGAAGGGAGCUGCGAGCACAAGCAGGACAGCGCGCUCGGACAGAGCUGCAAGGCCGACGGGGCACCACGCCCUUGGCGGAAGCGUCAGCAGUUUCUAGUCCCCGCCCAGCCAGCUCGGCACCGCUCCCCUACCUUUGGCCUGGCCUUCGCCCUGUUGCCUCGUGCGUUUUGCAGAAGCUAUGGCAGAGCCGCAGGUGCUGAAGGGGCUACAGGAAGAGCUGACCUGCUCCGUCUGCCUGGACAUUUACAGGAACCCUGUGUCCCUCAGCUGCGGGCACAGCUUCUGCGAGGAGUGCAUCCAGGGGGUGCUCCGCAGCCAGCAUUGCCCGCGGGACCUCUUCAGAUGCCCGCUGUGCAGCGCCCAGGAAGCCCCUCCUGCGAAGCUGCAGCCCAACAUCCAGCUCCGCAGCGUAGUGCAGAAGUUUUUGGACACCAGUGAGCAAAGUGUCGCUCUUGAACUAAAACGUGAAGCGGAAUGUGAAGAGAAGGGAGAAAGUUCAGGCCCACGCGAUGAGGAGAUCCUGUGCGAUUUCUGCCUUGAGAAGCCUCAGCCGGCAGUGAAGACGUGCAUGAACUGCGAGACCUCCCUGUGCCAGGCCCACCUGGGCAGGCACAGCGCAAAGGCUUUCCUGACAAGCCACGUCCUGGUGGAGCCCUGUGACGCUCGUGUUUUGGCAGAAAGGAGAUGCUCCCAGCACGGCAAGCUGCUGGAGUGCUACUGUGUGACAGACUUGGUCUGCGUCUGCUUGCUGUGCUGUGCCACCAGCUCCCACAGGAGCCACAAAAUCAUCAGUGUGGAAGAGGCUUUUGGCCAUGGACAGAAUGAUUUUCCUAAAACUCUGCAAACACUGAAAAAUCAUGAAGCUGCAGUGAGUGAAAGCUUGAAAAAUCUGCUGACGCAACAGGAAAAGAUAAAGGCAUUGGAAAGAUUUCACAGGAAUCAUCUGGAGAACUUCUUCAACAUGAUUCGUGAGCAGCUGGAUAGAAGAAAAGUGGAGAUCCUGGGAGCCAUCAGUGACAUUGAGAAGGAACAGCUUUCUCAGAUUCAGUCACAGAUAAAGGAACAUGAAGAGAUGAAGGAUGCGGCCAGCCGCGAUGUGCGGGAGUUGGAGGCUCUGAGAGAUCAGAAGGAUCCAGUGCUUUUCAUUAAGGGGUUGGCAGCGAUACAAGCCAGGAAAACGGAACAAGUUCCUAAUGAAGAUGGUGUAGAACUUGCAGAGCUGCUCACUGUUAUGGAUCAAUCAAUAAGAGAGACCGUUCAAGAGCUUUUCCAGCCUUUUGUCCAGUUUAUCCUGGCCAAGCAGCCCUCAAUGGAAUCAUCUCCAGCUCACCAACACCUGACUUUUGAAUCAUGUGAAGCAAGUGGACUCCAUGUAGAUGACAAGGUGCUCAGAGUAGUCGAGCUACCUUACCCGUUUUCCGUGCCACACGAAAUGCAGUUCUGGGUGUACAGCACCAAGGGCUUCUGGAAUGGCUGGCACUUCUGGGAGGUGAUCACCCGCGACUCGUCGUACUGGAAAGUGGGUGUCUCGGACCGUACCAAUUUCCUGUGCUACCUGGAAAUGUCUUGGUGUCAUCUCAGGGUGUUCCUAGAUAAAAGACAGAUUAAACAACGAUCUCUUAAUACAGCCAUCAGAAUGGUCAGGGUAGAGCUAGACUGCAAAAGACAGACAGUGUCAUUUCUUGAUGUGUCUGGCAAGGAUUGGGGCUCUUCUAGGAGCUAUACACCUAUAGCUACAGUAAACAUCCCUGCAAGCUAUCCAGUCUAUGCUGCUUUCAGCAUUUCUCAUGGCUCCCUUUCACUCCCAUAGUGACGUAGGGGCAAGGCUGCCUUGCCUUUCUGUGCUUUGGUUCUCUACAUUUCGGGGCUGUAGCCGCACAGACUCUGCUACCCUGGCACGGUAUGAACUGGGCUUCAGGCUGGGCCUGCUCCUGAGCUAUAACGAGGUUCUGGUCUUUAGCAGCAAUGGGCUGAGUUGAAAGAAUGAGAAAGUGGGGCUCUACCAUUAAAUAUAUCUUGUCAGGUUUUUAGUAUUUUUGUUUUAGUACUGUACUUUUGCUUAACUGUAUAGAUUGCUGUAUUGGAUGGAUAUUAUUAAAGUAAUUUUGUUCGCAAAA